AGAAGAACCAAUUGUCGACCACUGGACUAAACCUUGACAGAAAAAAUAGAACGAAGUAAGAAAUGUUAAUUGACAGUUAUAAAUUCCGACAUGGGAACAGAGGUCGUUAUUAUGAAAAUAAUCUUUGGUCAGUGUUCAGUGUUCACACAUAAUAUCAAUAGUUUGCUGCUAAAUAAUAUUGGCGGCGAAGCCACUGAACCCAAACCUAAAUCCGAAGCCAUAGCCACUUUGAUUUGAACUUAAGAACCAAAUUCUUUUGAUAUCAAACUUUCGCACCUAAUUAUUUUUCAAUUUUCAAUUUCCCGUUCCUCCAUUCACAUCGUCGCGACUCGCGUAGAAGAUGUGGUUGUGAUUCGUAAUUGGAGAAGUGUGGAAACAAUGCGGUGGUUUCCGUUGAGUACAAGUUCAAGCUCGGAGAGGGCGAGAGAAAGUGAGAAUAAUAGUCGUUCUUUGGUGUAUCUCAAUGUAUACGAUCUUACUCCUAUAAACAAUUAUCUUUACAUGUUUGGUCUUGGAAUUUUUCACUCCGGUAUACAAGUGCAUGGUGUGGAAUAUGGCUUUGGAGCACAUGAAUACCCAAGUAGUGGUGUGUUUGAGGUGGAACCUAGAAGCUGCCCUGGCUUCAUCUUCAGACGAUCGGUGUUGGUGGGAAGCACUAAUAUGUCUAACUCAGAAUUUCAAUCUUUCAUAGAGUGCCUCUCUACAAAGUAUCAUGGAGACACUUAUCAUCUGAUUGCAAAAAACUGCAACCAUUUUACAGAUGAAGUUUGCCAGCAACUAACAGGAAAUCCUAUCCCUGGAUGGGUAAAUCGGAUGGCUCGUGUAGGUUCUUUCUGCAAUUGUCUUCUGCCAGAAAGCCUUCAGGUUGCUGCAGUUAGACAUCUCCCUGAACGUCUUACAUUUGCUGAUGAUGAUGGAUCAGGAUCCGAUGUCCUUUCUGCAUCUGUUGAGAGUGAAGAGGAUGAGCCCAAUCACCAUUUGCUAACUGCACCAAAUGGUGAUGUUGCCUUUCUAAAGGAAAAACCAGUUAGGUUGGCGCGGGAGCACUUAUGAUUUUAAUUGGUUUAUCUUGUGUUUUUUAUUCUUUCUUUGUUCUCUUGCUUGUACCCUAUGUAUGAUCUUAGCUUUGAAUGCAACAAGUCUCUCAAGUAGAAUAUUUAAGACUCAAAAUGCAUGCAUUGUAGAACAAAGACGAUAAUCUGCUGUAUAUGUCCUGUACGUGUCAAAAUGGACUGGUUCUCCGAUAGAAGCUAUUAGAAAUACAAACACAAAAUCUUCAGUAU
Messenger RNA from Abrus precatorius (Indian licorice), 1283 nucleotides. Its product is annotated as deSI-like protein At4g17486. Gene Ontology annotation, molecular function: deubiquitinase activity. Gene Ontology annotation, biological process: protein deubiquitination. The transcript is spliced from 5 exons. Lineage: Eukaryota; Viridiplantae; Streptophyta; Magnoliopsida; Fabales; Fabaceae. The coding region runs from base 379 to 1053 and encodes 224 amino acids. The record is from RefSeq and is a predicted model, not a curated record.